This is a messenger RNA of Trichomonas vaginalis G3, 228 nucleotides long. RefSeq names its product heat shock factor binding protein 1 family. Gene Ontology annotation, cellular component: nucleus; cytosol. The transcript has a single exon. The record is from RefSeq and is a predicted model, not a curated record. Lineage: Eukaryota; Parabasalia; Trichomonadida; Trichomonadidae. The coding region runs from base 1 to 228 and encodes 75 amino acids. Gene Ontology annotation, biological process: cellular heat acclimation. Gene Ontology annotation, molecular function: transcription corepressor activity.
AUGUCUGCUACAAAUACGAAUACAACUGGUGCUACACAGGAAGAACAACUCCCAACACAGCCAGAAGAUCUUGCUAACUUCAUGGAUCAGAUUUUUAGCCAAAUGGAAUCAAAAUUCACUGACAUGGCUCAACAAGUUCUCAAGCGUAUUGAUGAAAUGUCUUCAAAGAUCAACGAGCUCGAAAGUUCGAUUGAUACCCUUAUGCAGCAAGCAGAACAGGACAAAUAA